Messenger RNA from Clarias gariepinus (North African catfish), 3258 nucleotides. RefSeq lists its product as uncharacterized. The transcript has a single exon. Lineage: Eukaryota; Metazoa; Chordata; Actinopteri; Siluriformes; Clariidae. The coding region runs from base 4 to 3258 and encodes 1084 amino acids. The record is from RefSeq and is a predicted model, not a curated record.
CUGAUGGACACAUUGGUAACAGACACAGGCAACGGACAAACGACAAUGAGCAAACAGUGUACAUGUGGUAAAGUCUGCAAGAACAUCCAUGGCUUAAAAAUCCACCAAACAAAGAUGAAGUGUUUGUUGGGAGCAGGAGCAACACAACGCACAGGUGCUCAACCUGGUGAGACGCAGGAGGAGCCUGGCCCGGAGUCACCCCACAGUGCCCGGAACCUCCAAGUGCUGUCGACUAAUCCCUUAAACAUCAAGUCAGGUCGGAGGCGGAUUAAAUGGCCUGCAGCCACCAUGACGUCAUUGUGGAAACAGUUUGACGAUGAUGUUGACCAAAUGCUGGAGAUAACAACAAAAGGAGAGGCUGACCGGAAACUUCAAGUUAUGACUACCAUUAUUGUCAGCAUUGCAGCUGAACGGUUUGGUGAGGAGGAGAAGCGAAGCUCCGGGACUUCUUACAUAAAAAAUCAGAGAGCAGCGAAGAUACAUGACAUCAGGAAGGAGAUGAAAGCUCUGAAGUCCCAGUAUAAGGGGGCAGGGGAGGAAGGACGCAUUGGACUUGCCCAGUUAAUGUGUAUCCUCCGGAAGAAGAUUAGGGUUCUCCGCCGGGCAGAGUGGCACAGGAGGCGACGCCGCGAGAGGGCACGCAGACGAGCAAGCUUUAUUGCCAACCCUUUCAAGUUUACUAAAGAGCUGCUGGGGCAGAAGCGCAGUGGAAGACUUGGCUCUUCUCAGGAAGAAAUUAACCAUCACCUCACGCAGAUGUACAGUGACUCCUGUAGAAUGCAUGAGCUGGGAGAGUGUAAUACUCUCAUAGAUCCACCAGAACCAGAGGUGCAGUUUAAUACAUCAGAUUUGCAGCUAAAGGAAGUCAGAGAGGUUGUACACAAAGCAAGGGCGAGUUCUGCUCCGGGACCUAGUGGCACUUCAUACAAAGUGUACAAGUACUGUCCCAAACUCCUACAGCGUCUGUGGAAAAUUUUGCGAGUCUUCUGGAGGAAGGGAAAGAUCCCAGAUCAAUGGCGAGUGGCAGAAGGGGUGUGGAUUCCAAAGGAGGAAAACUCCACCCAUUUAGAUCAGUUCCGCAUUAUUUCCUUGCUGUGUGUGGAGGCAAAGAUCUUCUUUAGUACCAUUUCCAAGAGGCUGUGCACCUACCUUACAAAGAACAAAUAUAUUGAUACAUCAGUGCAGAAGGGUGGCAUAUCAGGUAUGCCUGGCUGUGUGGAGCAUACUGGUGUGGUGUCACAGCUAAUUCGGGAGGCCAGAGAGAACAAAGGCAACCUGUCAGUGUUAUGGCUUGACCUGGCAAAUGCGUUCGGCUCCAUUCCACACAAGUUAGUCCAGCUCACUCUGAUAAAACAUCAUGUUCCAAAUAGGUGCAGAGACCUCAUAGCUGAUUACUACAACAAUUUCAGAAUGAGGGUCUCUUCAGGAACAACCACAUCAGUUUGGCAUAAGGUGGAGAUAGGUAUCAUCACAGGUUGCACUAUCUCUGUGAUGCUGUUCUCCCUGGCCAUGAAUAUGCUGACCAAGUCCGCUGAGUCAGAGUGCAGAGGGCCCCGAAUGAAUUCUGGACAACGGCAGCCAUCCAUCAGGGCGUUCAUGGAUGACCUAACAGUCACGACAGAAUCGGUGCCAGGCUGCCGAUGGAUUCUAAAGGGACUUGAGAAGCUAAUGGAAUGGGCCCGGAUGCAUUUCAAACCUUCCAAAUCAAGGUCUAUGGUGCUGAAGAAAGGCAAGGUGGACGACAAGUUCCGGUUUUACAUCAAAGGUAUAGCCAUACCAACAAUCUCAGAGAAGCCAGUCAAGAGCUUGGGCAAGGUUUUUGACAGCUCUCUGAAAGACUCAUCAUCUAUCCAGUCAACUUGUGCUGAGUUGGAUGGCUGGCUGAAAUCUGUGGACAAGUCUGGUCUACCUGGAAAGUUUAAAGCCUGGGUCUACCAGCAUGGCAUCCUUCCCAGAAUCCUGUGGCCCCUCCUCAUCUAUUCUGUUCCAAUUUCUACUGUUGAGAUCCUAGAGAGGAAAGUCAGCAACCACCUGCGGAGAUGGCUUGGGUUGCCAAAGAGCCUGAGCAGCAUCGCACUUUAUGGGCGUAACAACAUACUGCAGCUGCCCUUCAAAUCCUUGGAAGAGGAAUUUAAGGUAACAAAGGCUAGAGAAGUGUUGCAGUACAGGGACUCUAGUGAUCCAAAGGUGGCUAAGGCUGGGAUCCAAGUGAGGACAGGCAGGAAGUGGAGGGCAGAGGAGGCAGUCCAGGAGGCUGAGGCAAGGCUACGGCAGAGGAGCUUGGUGGGAGCGGUCUCAAAAGGCAGAGCUGGCUUAGGAUCCUUUCUAACUUCCCAAAUAAACACCAGAGGGGAGGGUAGGCGGCGUCUUGUUCAAGAGGAGGUAAGAGCAGCAGUGGAGGAGACGAGAUCCUGCAAGGCUGUAGAAAUGAGGCUACAGGGGGCUUGGACAAGAUGGGAGAAUGCGGUUGAGAGGAAAGUGACCUGGACUGAGAUCUGGAAAGCCGAGCCGCACCGCAUUAAAUUUCUUAUUCAGGCAGUGUAUGAUGUGCUUCCAAGUCCAUCUAAUCUACACACAUGGGGCAUUGCAGAAACACCAGCAUGCCCUUUGUGUUCCAAGAGAGGCACCUUAGAGCACAUACUCAGCUGCUGCAGUACGGCACUUGGAGAAGGGCGAUACCGGUGGAGACAUGAUCAAGUCCUGAAGACCAUCGCUGAAGUUAUCAGCACGGGACUGGUGUGGGCGAAGCAGUUUCGUCCCUCCAAGAAAACAAUCGCCUUUGUUAGAGCUGGGGAGCAGGUAACCUCAGUCAAAAGAACUCCAGUAGGGAUCCUGACCUCAGCUAGGGAUUGGCAGCUUUUGGUGGACCUUGAACGACAGCUGAAGUUCCCCAGCCACAUUGCUGUUACCACCCUUCGACCAGACAUUGUACUUGUGUCUGAGGCUACUAAGCAAGCUGUGCUGUUGGAGCUUACAGUCCCAUGGGAAGACCGCUUGGAGGAAGCCUUUGAAAGGAAGCUAUCCAGGUACGCGGGACUGGUCAGUGACUGUCAGCAGGCUGGGUGGAGAGCAAGGUGCCUUCCAGUGGAGGUAGGAUGCAGAGGUUUUGCGGCCCGUUCCUUAGCCCGAGCUCUAAGUAGUUUAGGCAUCAUUGGAGAGCGAAAGAGAAGAGCUAUCCGCAGUACCACCGAAGCGGCAGAGAGGGCCUCAAGAUGGCUGUGGCUUAAGAGAGGCCAACCAUGGAGUCAUGGUAGCUAG